UAAUUGAAAGCUCUCCAGAAAGAUUGGGAUGGGUUGAACCAUCAUUGAAAUUUGGUGAAGAAACUGUAAAACUGGUUCGGUCGAUUGGUGUAGGCAGAGCUAGUGUUGUGUAUGAAGGAAUAUACAAAGACAUAAAUGUGGUCGUGAAAAUGAUGAAAAAGGCAAAUUAUUUGCCCUGCUUCGAAAGAGAAAGAGCUGCGUUGGAAGAACUUUCGGA
Messenger RNA from Acaulospora colombiana, 217 nucleotides. Lineage: Eukaryota; Fungi; Glomeromycota; Glomeromycetes; Diversisporales; Acaulosporaceae. The record is from the annotation of a GenBank genome assembly.